Rotaria sp. Silwood2 is the source of this 428-nucleotide messenger RNA. Lineage: Eukaryota; Metazoa; Rotifera; Eurotatoria; Philodinida; Philodinidae. The record is from the annotation of a GenBank genome assembly.
AUGGCUUCAAACAAAAAAUCAAAUUAUAUCCGAAAAGAACGAAUUCCAGUUUCAUCUGCAAUUCCUUCGGCUAAAUUAGUUCUAUCAUCACUUCCUGGUCGUCCUGCACCAGCACAACGAUCUGGUCAAAGCGAAAGUCUUUUAACAAAUCAUUUUACAUGUGAAUUUCAAAAAAAUCUUCCACUAUAUCAAUAUGAUGUAGCCAUUGAAGAACUCGGCUCGCUUUCUGGUGAAUGGUAUGAAGUUAAAGGUCGUGCACGAUGUGCUUUAACUAUGCAAUCGAUUGUGUCUAAUGGUGGAUUUGCUCCGAAUGUUAUUGUAUGGUAUGAUGAGCAAAAGUGUUUAUAUAGCACAUCACAGUUAUCAUCACCAAUAUUAAUUCAUAGUCCGAAUGGUCAAAGUCGACUGAAUAUCAAAUCAUUGGCUAA